Molecule: messenger RNA, 1047 nt
Organism: Dioszegia hungarica
Lineage: Eukaryota; Fungi; Basidiomycota; Tremellomycetes; Tremellales; Bulleribasidiaceae
Product: chaperonin 10-like protein
Exons: 7
Coding region: 1-1047 (348 amino acids)
Molecular function (GO): zinc ion binding; oxidoreductase activity
Source: RefSeq, a predicted model, not a curated record
AUGUCCGCUCACGAAGGCGAAAUGACCGCGUUGUGGUACAACAAGCCCCGCGAGUUUGAGAUCAAGCAAAUCCCGAUACCCGAAAUCGCCGAGGAUGAGAUGUUGCUCAAGGUCAACUUGUGCGGUGUGUGCGGAACAGAUGCACACAUACACGAGGGAGAAUUCAUCGCCAAGUUCCCGCUUAUCCCAGGACAUGAGGUCGUGGGUACGGUCGUAAAAAUGGGGAGCAAGGUGCAGGGGUUUAGCGAGGGGGACAAGGUUGUCGGAGACGGGAGCGAGUGCUGUGACUAUUGUCACUACUGCAAGCAGGGCAAACAUCUGUUUUGCGAGAACUUUACGCCCAAGGGGAUUGUCAAGCCUGGAGGAUUCGCUCAAUACGUUGCUUUCAACUUUGCCAAAUGCUUCAAGAUCCACAAUCUGACAGACGAAGAAGCGACCCUGCUGGAACCUGCCAGUUGCGCCAUACACGGAAUGGACAAGAUCAAGAUGCCCUUUGGCGCAAAGUGUCUCUUGAUCGGAGCGGGACCUACGGGACUCAUGCUAGCUCAGCUAUUGAAGCUUGGAGGCGCUUCGUCAGUCACCAUCGCGGCGAACAAGGGGAUCAAGAUGGACAUUGCGCGGAAAGUACAGGCUGCCGACCAUUAUCUCGACCUGGAGCGGGAUCGAGGGGAGGCGAAGAAGCAGUGGGAUCAGCUGUUAGCGGACAAUCCUUACGGAUUCGACGUGGUAGCCGAGUGCACCGGUGUCGAGUCGAUCGUGAACGACUCGAUCAACUAUGUCGGCCGAGGUGGAACACUGCUCGUGUAUGGGGUGUAUGCCGACUCAGCGAGGGUUACGUGGAGCCCGACCAAGAUCUUCUUGAACGAGAUCAACAUCGUCGGCUCGUUCGCCCAGGUAUUCUGCUUCCCGCGAGCCGUAGAACUGCUUGACUCCAAAAAGAUCCGGACGGACGGGAUGGUCACCGAUGUCUUUGCGCUCAAAGAUUAUCAGAAGGCAUUGGAUAAGAUGGCUUCUAGGAAUGCCCUCAAGAUCGCCAUUCGCCCAUAG